Molecule: messenger RNA, 213 nt
Organism: Clunio marinus
Lineage: Eukaryota; Metazoa; Arthropoda; Insecta; Diptera; Chironomidae
Source: the annotation of a GenBank genome assembly
AUGGGUGAUUCUCUUGAGAUGACAUCGAUGAAGGAAGAACGACAAAUUGAAACAAAAGAAGAAGUAAAAUGUUUGCUUUUGAGUAAAUCAUCUGACGUUAAAGCUAUGAUUCAAAUCACUUUAAAUAAGGGAGCAGGCUUCAAAAAAAAUUACCUAAUUUAUGGAGGGGAAAAUGAAAUCAAUAUUUUGUUGAAGAAAGAAAAAAAAACUUGA